Molecule: messenger RNA, 417 nt
Organism: Hydatigera taeniaeformis
Lineage: Eukaryota; Metazoa; Platyhelminthes; Cestoda; Cyclophyllidea; Taeniidae
Source: the annotation of a GenBank genome assembly
CCGGAUAAGGGAGUUGGGCCUACUGCACCCCCUCCAUACUCGGAAGUAGUGCCACCAUUCGUUGGGACAGCCCCUCCAGGGGUAAACUACCCGUCCGGUUAUCCACCGCCUCCAGCCUAUCAAGCUGCUCCGGGUCAACCUGCCCAACCUUAUCCUCCUCAAGCAACUGUGGUGUACACCCCUGCUGCACUGGGAUCCGGUCCUUCGCGUUUCUUUUGUCCUACAUGUCAGAGAGAAGUCUUAACCAACGUUACCUACGAGUCGGGUCUUCUCACGUGGAUUUUGGUCGCUCUCAUCUGCAUCCUCGGUGGGCCGCUAUUCUGCUGCCUGAUUCCUCUGUGUUGUCCUCCAUGCAAAGAUGUGGAGCAUAUCUGUCCCAUCUGCGGUCGCUUGUUGGGUUCCUACCAGCGCCUCUGA